UUUAAAAGGCAGAGCUGCGGAGGAGCCGAGUCCGAGCACACACCAAUGAGAGGCCCCAUUCGGCAUCCGCCCCUCCCACCCCCUCCAGAGGUCAGAAGCUUUUGCGUGUUGUACUGUGGACCGUACGGUGAGCGCGGAGGCCUCAGGUUGGCCGUGGUUGCUCCGCUUGCCCGUCCGCUGCUCAAAUGGCCCUGAGAGGCGUUUCCGGGCGGCUGCUGAGCCGUGGACCAGGCCUGAGCCUCCUGCGCGGGUGGGGCUCGGCGGCGACGCAAACUGAAAAGGGCGGGAAGACACAGAACCGAGCGGCCAAGUCCUCACGUCCUGAAUUUGACUGGAGGGACCCGCUGCUGCUGGAGGAGCAGCUGACCGCGGAUGAGAUCCUCAUCAGGGACACCUUCCGCACCUACUGCCAGGAGCGCCUCAUGCCCCGAAUCCUGCUGGCCAAUCGCAACGAAGUUUUUCACCGGGAGAUCAUCUCGGAGAUGGGGGAGCUUGGUGUGCUGGGCCCCACCAUCAAAGGGUAUGGCUGUGCUGGAGUCUCUUCUGUGGCCUAUGGGCUCCUAGCCCGAGAGCUGGAGCGGGUGGAUAGCGGCUAUAGGUCAGCAAUGAGCGUCCAGUCUUCCCUCGUCAUGCACCCCAUCUACGCCUAUGGCAGCAAGGCCCAGCAGCAGAAGUACCUGCCCCGGCUGGCCAAGGGGGAGCUCCUGGGCUGCUUCGGGCUCACAGAGCCCAACCACGGGAGUGACCCUGGCAGCAUGGAGACCAGAGCCCGUCACAACCCAUCUAACAAGAGCUACACCCUCAACGGGACCAAGACCUGGAUCACCAAUUCACCUGUGGCCGACCUGUUUGUAGUGUGGGCUCGAUGUGAAGAUGGCCGCAUUCGGGGCUUCCUGCUGGAGAAGGGGAUGCGGGGCCUCUCAGCCCCCAAGAUUGAGGGCAAGUUCUCCCUGCGGGCGUCGUCCACAGGCAUGAUCGUCAUGGACGGUGUGGAGGUGCCGGAGGAGAACGUGCUGCCUGACGUAUCUGGUCUGUCGGGGCCCUUUGGCUGCCUAAACAAUGCCCGGUUUGGCAUCACCUGGGGCGUGCUCGGAGCUGCCGAAUUCUGUUUGCACACAGCCCGGCAGUACACCCUGGAUAGGAUCCAGUUUGGAGCCCCACUGGCCAGGAACCAGCUGAUUCAGAAGAAGCUGGCAGACAUGCUCACUGAGAUCACGCUGGGCCUUCACGCCUGCCUGCAGCUUGGCCGCUUAAAGGACCAAGACAAGGCCACUCCGGAAAUGGUCUCCCUGCUGAAGAGGAAUAACUGUGGGAAGGCCCUGGAUAUCGCCCGCCAGGCCCGAGACAUGCUAGGGGGGAAUGGGAUUUCUGAUGAGUAUCACGUGAUCCGGCAUGUCAUGAACCUGGAGUCUGUGAACACCUAUGAAGGCACUCACGACAUUCAUGCUCUGAUCCUUGGAAGGGCAAUCACGGGGAUCCAAGCGUUCACGGCCAGCAAGUGAGCACACUUCACCCGGGAGCCCAGAUGGCCUCCGGCUCCUUCCCAGGGAAAUGCUACGCUCUGAGCUUACUCAGGGAGGUGGCAGAUGGAGCCAAUUUUUAUAGUGGGAAGUGAGAGACACUGAUUCUUAAUUAUCAAAAUUUUCCCUUUGAAGUCAUUCAAAUGUGUUCCUUAAAAAGAAGAUGGGACUCUCUGUACCAAGUUUCUCAACCCACUUUUAACUGUGGAUGGGAAUGGAUUCCACUUAUCUUGGAACAGAAGCUUCUCUUGACAGGGCAGCAGGGAGAGGGAAGGAGAGGGACAUGGAAGCAGUCUCUGUGACACUGAUCUGAUGUCUGACUGAGCAAAUCCCGCCUCCCCGUGCCCCCCCCCCCCCCCCCCCCCCACCGCCUGCCACAGCAAGUUCACUGUGUGCCCUCUGAUCCUCCCAUCCUGGGGGUAAGUGCCUUAUGCUGGAGGUUGGAGCAGAAUGAAAGCGAAAGAGAGAAUAAUAAAGAGUCUGCAUGUCUGACCCCA
Molecule: messenger RNA, 2017 nt
Organism: Neofelis nebulosa (Clouded leopard)
Lineage: Eukaryota; Metazoa; Chordata; Mammalia; Carnivora; Felidae
Gene: GCDH
Product: glutaryl-CoA dehydrogenase
Exons: 12
Coding region: 186-1502 (438 amino acids)
Biological process (GO): fatty-acyl-CoA biosynthetic process; fatty acid beta-oxidation using acyl-CoA dehydrogenase
Cellular component (GO): mitochondrial inner membrane
Molecular function (GO): glutaryl-CoA dehydrogenase activity; fatty-acyl-CoA binding; flavin adenine dinucleotide binding
Source: RefSeq, a predicted model, not a curated record